Messenger RNA from Annulohypoxylon truncatum, 951 nucleotides. RefSeq names its product U6 snRNA-associated Sm-like protein LSm2. Bases 266 to 562 code for a protein of 98 amino acids. NCBI's taxonomy places the organism in Eukaryota, Fungi, Ascomycota, Sordariomycetes, Xylariales, Hypoxylaceae. Gene Ontology annotation, biological process: mRNA splicing, via spliceosome. The transcript has 4 exons. Gene Ontology annotation, cellular component: precatalytic spliceosome; U6 snRNP; P-body. Gene Ontology annotation, molecular function: RNA binding. The record is from RefSeq and is a predicted model, not a curated record.
CUCCGAUCGUGACUGUAAUUUUAUGAUUAGGUACCAGAUUUAAAAUUCAUCAGCAGUUGGGCUUUAAGUUUGACACAGUGAAUUGUAUCUGUCACGUGAUUUCUUUCACGUACUUGGGUAAACUAAGACCAGGUCCCAUUUUUACUUAUACAUCUUUAGCUUGACACAUUCGUUAGAAAAACAACGAAUCGGGCAUCACAGUUGCAUCCAACCCAUUUGGAAUGCUAGGUUUUCGUCUGACUCCAGAGACGUAACAAUUUCCAAGAUGCUUUUCUUCAGUUUCUUCAAGACCCUCAUCGACCACGAGGUUACGGUCGAGCUCAAGAACGACAUCCAGAUCCGAGGCACGCUCAAGAGCGUCGAUCAGUAUCUCAACAUCAAGCUCGAUGAUAUACAAGUCGUCGAAGAGAUCAAGUACCCGCAUCUGAGCUCUGUCAAGAAUGUCUUCAUCCGAGGCUCGGUCGUAAGAUAUGUCCACCUCCCUGCCAAUGCCGUGGACAUCGCGCUACUGGAGGAUGCCACGAGAAGAGAAGCCGCGCAGCAAGCUGGAAAAGGGAAGUGAGGAUGCUGCCCUCGAGGGACGCAAAACGGAGCAGGACUGGCAAGCAACGUUUGCGACGUAGUAAUUUCAGCAACCCGGAACCGACAAUUUGAAGGGGUCUACGAUAAUUGUCCUUAAGAAAAGGAUACUCGCGCUGCUAUUUUCAUUAUCAUGACGAAUAAAUAAAAAUAGCACUCCUUAGGCUUUCGGCAGACCCCCGAAGACGCAUACGUAUGUCGCCAUGAUACAUCGUUAGACGAUAGGCACCAAUUCAUAAUGAAUGACCAACCCGUCCUUGCAUGAUACAGAUUCGAUACUCUUAAGCUAGACUUCUGUGCGCUCUCGUAGACUCCAAGUCUGAGUGAAAUGAUCGAUACGAAUUUACUAGUUUUGCUUAGCCAAUAUCUAAC